Messenger RNA from Plectropomus leopardus (leopard coralgrouper), 1707 nucleotides. The record is from RefSeq and is a predicted model, not a curated record. NCBI's taxonomy places the organism in Eukaryota, Metazoa, Chordata, Actinopteri, Perciformes, Serranidae.
AUCGCUGAGUGUGAGCAGCGUGUCAUCAGUGUCAUCAGCAUCAUCCAGCAGCAGCUCGGUGCGAAGCGCAGACUCAGAUGACAUGUAUGCUGACCUGGCCAGCCCGGUGUCUUCUGCCAGCUCCCGCUCGCCAACACCGAAUCACUCUCGCAAGGAGCGAGGGCCGCGGGACCGGCCUCCACAUGGCAGAGACAGGAACAGGGACAGACCGUCAAAGAAGGAUGAAUCCUUCAGGGAGGACCGCAGAAAGAAUGAGUCAUCUGGUCCCCCAUCUAGAGGAGGCAACCCCAUGCCCAGAUCAGGGCCUGGUAGCAGGGGUGGCCACCCAGGACACCCCCCACCUGGAUCCAUGGGACCCCCAGGAAGCUACGGAGGUUCAGGUUCUCACAAGGACAUCAAACUCACCCUCCUCAAUAAGGGCGAUAAAGGCAGCAGAAAGAGGUACCUGCCUUCAGACAAAGACAGGCCGGGCUCUCCCCUCAGCAAGAGAAUGGCUCUGUCUCCAGACAGAGGCCGUGAUAAGAGGAUCCCUGGUCGACCCCCACUUUCCCCUCGAAUGGAUCGGUCCAGAGGGCAAGGGCCCCGACCCAUGCCCCCCCAGGGAGACAGGUUCGUGCAACCUCCAGCAUGCUGUCACUGGACUGUGACAUUUAAUCUCGUACACUUUGUCACACAACAGAAGUCAAAAAUAGUUGGGGCAUUAAGCUGGAAGGGUGGAACUUCUAACAUCAACUUUUCAGUCUGACACAUCGUCCUUAUCAUCACCGCUCAUCAUGUUUGCUCACCAAAAUGAGGAACAUGCCACAGAAGUGGAAGCACACAGACUUAGCACCUUCUCUGUAUAAUAUUUAUAAUAAUAUUCACUGGCUCUUGUACAGAUUCCCCUGUAUGAAAUAGGUAGUUUGUUAAAAUGUCAGAGCACUCUGGAGAAAAAAAAAACGCCGAGUGCAGUACCUUUUGUUAAGGUGGUCACACAUGGCCUUAAACGCUCUUGUUUUGGGGAACAAUUAAAAAUACUGCCGAUUAAAAAAAAAAAAAAAACAGGAUGUCAACAAAAAGUCCCUUAAAAUAUGUUUUCAAUCAUGUUUUGUCUUGUUGCAUUUUUAAUAGUUGAGUGUGGUGUCUUUGGGUAUUUUACCGCUGAAACGAAUGCUCCACUAUUCUGCACUGUAAUCAUGGUCAGCAAAUCCCAUUAACACACCAAAACCAACAGUAUUUUAAUGCGUGUCUUUGGACUUACCAACCUUCUUACCCACUGCCCACUGAAUCCCCAUGAAGACAUGAAUCUUUAUAACAAAAUAAAAAAAAAAUCAUAAGGACACAGUUUCAUUUAUUAAAAAAAAAAAAAAAGAAAAAGCAAAAAAAGCUCAGACAUUUCCUAACACUGAUAGAAUUGCACCAGCAAUUUGUAAAUGCAUUUGUGUAAAGUCCUUGCCAACUACUGUGUGGUUUCAAAAUAAUGAUUUACUAAAUGUGUGUGCACCCUUAAAAAUUUUGUUUCAACCUUUUCACAUUGUUUAAACUAUUUCCAGCUGUGCAUUAAUUCGGGUUUUUUUACAUAAGUGCAUAUUUGAAUCAGCACAUUAUGUAUCAGGUAUGCACGAUUCGGUCAAAAAAAGAAACAAACAGUUUUGUGUGUAUUCAUUUGAGAUGGACCCUUAUAUUCAGCUGUUUGAUUAUUCGUUUAUUGGGUAGGUAUUCAAUUUU